This is a messenger RNA of Macrosteles quadrilineatus (aster leafhopper), 1685 nucleotides long. It is a transcript of the gene Sin1, whose product is annotated as target of rapamycin complex 2 subunit MAPKAP1. Gene Ontology annotation, cellular component: cytoplasm; plasma membrane; TORC2 complex. The transcript has 10 exons. Gene Ontology annotation, molecular function: phosphatidylinositol-4,5-bisphosphate binding. Gene Ontology annotation, biological process: TORC2 signaling. NCBI's taxonomy places the organism in Eukaryota, Metazoa, Arthropoda, Insecta, Hemiptera, Cicadellidae. Bases 83 to 1486 code for a protein of 467 amino acids. The record is from RefSeq and is a predicted model, not a curated record.
AACAGAAAAAAAUAUGUUUGUAAUGGAAGACAAUCUUCUGUGAAUUUGCUGGAAAACGUGGUUGUGCAAUGUUUACCCGAUUAUGGCUACUUACGACAACAAACAUUGGCUUUUAUCGCAUAUAAGGAAUAGUUUUAUAUUCUCAGAUGAUACAGGAAUAUGUGAAGCAGCAAUGGGUGGUGAAAAUAUCGCUCAUCAAUUAAAUGUGUCCCAAUAUGAAUGCUACCCGGGUGUAGACGGGGGUGAUGAUGAAGAAGAAAGUGACGUAUUGGGACAGUCUUAUGAUUUGCAUGCCGAUUCGGACUUUUGCCGACGUAUUACCGGCAGGUAUCGCUCCAACACCGCUGUUCGUCUUCAGAAGAUGGAAGAAGAGAGACGGAUACAAGCCAGUAUACGACAUGUACACUGGGACAAACCCCCCCUAACUCUGACUGGCAAAGAAAUGGCCGAAUUGUUUCCAAAGAAGACUUUAACGUCAAACACUGCAAAAACGCAACCGCAUUCCUUACUUAGUGAAAUUAUUCAGAAUCAUCCAACACUGCCAGCAAAUCCGUUCCGUGAUUAUGCCAAGUUUAAUGGUGAUUCCCAAUGGGGCGCCGGAGUUCGCUGUUUUAAGAUAUGGCUGACGAUGCUCAACGGGGAGAAACGCAACUUUCCGAUGCAGGUGUCGGUGAUGGCGACAGCGCGAGUGCUCGAUCUCAUCGGCCUGGUGUGCUGGCGCUGCAUGGCUGAGUACUCACUGAGUGAGACGGCGCUCAAGGAGAGUGUGGACUACUACUCAUUACAUAUCGCAGAAGAUGACGGGGAAGUAGACUGGGACUUUCCUUGUCUUGACAAUCGAGAGAGUGUCACUAAAUUCACCUUCAACUUUCUGGCAUUGGUGGAACGGGACCCAAAGCAAGAACCUCCGGAUAAACACGCUACGAGUGUUGUCAUCAAAGCUCCCAAUGAUCCACAGAUUCCCAGAAAUAGAGAAAGGGUAUCUGAGAGUGAGGCAGAGAAGAAACAAGGUGAUAUCGAUGCUAGGAUACGGGCUCCUAUGUACGAAUCAUUCAAAGUGUACAUGUUGAACAAAGUUCGAGCCAAAACAGAGGUGCAUUUAGGAGUAUCCGCAGAUAAGGUAGAGAUAUUCCCUGUGGUACAACAGAGAGUCAGUGCCAAGUUCUUUGGCAGACUCAAGGCCUCUACACACGACAUGGACUCUGUGGUGGCCUGUGAUCUUGUAGACACCAAGUCCAACAAUAGAGCUACUUUCAGGCUGGUCUACGAUCACUCGACUCUCUCUGCCAGCUUAGACAGUAGCUCCUCCUCAUCUCCGGUGUUCAAAAACCACGACUUUGAGGCAACAACCGAGGUCGCAAACCUCAUUGUACAGAAGAUCAACCAUAUCUUGGAGUUGAAGCCUUCGACGAGAAGGAAAGAAUACUUGACCCACCGCGAACACAAGUCUCACAGAAGAAAAAGCUUUCACCUAGGGCCUAGAUGAUUAGUGCUAGUCAGUAUAGGAUUGUAAGUAGUGUACCAUACCUCGCUUUCAUUAGUGAACUAUUUAUUUAUUUUUCAAAGCUCACAUUAUUUUGUAUUCAUACGAACGUACCAUUUGAUUUUAGCUUUGAUGUAAUGUUAUGUUAAAGAGAUAUUUAUUUUUUAAAACCAAAAAAGAUUUGUUGUUAUUUUAGUUUGUU